Molecule: messenger RNA, 4053 nt
Organism: Linum trigynum
Lineage: Eukaryota; Viridiplantae; Streptophyta; Magnoliopsida; Malpighiales; Linaceae
Source: the annotation of a GenBank genome assembly
UUGUACAUUAAAGCACCAAUGAUAUAUAGCACAGUAGAAGUGCUCGUCUUUGACAUGUAUUACUUUUUCAAAUUGUUACUUUGUCUUGGUCGAUGACGAGAAACGAGAUACUUUUCAGAUAAAUCUUUCCGUUGUAAUUAUGUCGACUUUAAUUAUAAUAGACGGUUCAAGGUACAUAACCUACUUAUGGUUUAACUUUACAAUUUUUUUAAAAUAAAGAUAAUAUUGUUUUUAUCAUUAGGUUCUACUUAAUGAAUUCGAACCAAAAUGAGAUGGAAACCAACAAUCAGUCUAUGUUUAAAACAAAAACACAUCCAUCACUCAUCACCAUCAAAAGUAGCAUUCAAGUUCUUACUCUGUCUCUCAUACCAAUACUAAUCCGAUUAUUGACCGUAGUUUUGGUUAGUUGCUUAGGUUACCUUUUCCAACCUUGUUUUUGUGUUUUACCUAAAGCUUAAAACUUCGAUAUACCCGACCAAAGAGAACAAGAAAAAUUGCUUCCGCCAAACGAACAAGAAAAAACAUCGAAAGGGAAAGACUUCGGCAAGAUCAUUCCCACGAAAUGCUCAAUCGGAGCAUACAUUAUAAUAUCUUCAUUCGUUGUACAAUUUGGUAAAAAGGAGAAAAAAAAACAACUUGGCAAGUUUAAAGAAACAAGAUCAAGAUGUUCCUUGUUUCGUCUGUUGCGCAAUUUUGCCGGUUUUUCAGAUCCACCGCGGUCUUCGAAACCACCGCUGAAAUAUUCUGCCUUCCCUUUCCGACGGUGAACCCAACUAAGAUUGACGAAGCUCUUAUACGUUUCUUAAGUGACCAUUUAGAGUACUGCUCUUAUCCUACUCUCACAGUGACAUCAUCGAAAGAUUAUCGCCGGCGACAGUGACAAAAUUGACCAGCCUAGAUUUCACCUCCGGUCAAAUUUCAUCGAUAAGAUUUGGUUGCCAAUUCUGCAACCGUUCGAUGCCAACAAGCCCAAUCAUUUUCGUCUCCUCCGCCGCGCUUCCUCUAUAUCUUCCCCCUCGCCAUUCCUAAUUGCUUCAUCACCAAAUCACAUUUGUUUCGCACAUCACAUUUGUGCAACGUAACAAAUUAAGAUCAAUCCCACCCCACCGUCAAAUUCACUUUGAAAGCUAGAAUGGGCUCCGUCCCUUCUCCGAUGCGUCCUUUGUCGCGGUCUCGCCGGGUGGCGGCGGCGCCCUCUCAGCCGCCGCCGUCGGACCACCGCAUCUACGCCUCGUUCUGCAACGACACAACCUCCAAUUGGGUCGAGUAUUACGACCCGUCAAGCAACGGGUUUACCCAUGUGGGCUCGAUACCCGGAUUGGGCCCAAACUGCGUACUCAAGGACUUUGCCAUGGUCUCGUUGGGAGAGUCCAUUUACUUCAUCGGCGGGCGUGUGGUCCGCAAGGAGAGGCCCACGGCCCGCUUGGAGGAUGGACUGGACGAUGAAGAAUUUGUCGAGGUGGACCUCGAGGUCCGGUCGACCGUCCUGCGGUACGACGUGGGGCGCGACAUGUGGGCCCAGUGCGGGCCCUUGUCCCAACCACGUUGCUGCUUCGCGUGCACAGUGUGCGACGGCAGGAUCUACGUGGCUGGCGGGAGGUUCGACGUGGCCGGCACACACGGGGUGUCGUCGGGCGAGGUGUACGAUCCGGUGUGCGACGAGUGGAAUCCGCUGCCUGACAUGAGCGUGUUGAGGUACAAGUGCGCAGGAGUGACGUGGCAAGGGAAGAUCUAUGUGAUCGGUGGGUUCGCCUCUCGUGGAGGAGAUCGGCAUAAUAACGGUAAGGUGACAGAGUCGUUCAUCUUGGAGCGGAGCUCGGCCGAGGUGUACGACACGAGGACGGGCAAGUGGCAUGUGGUGGUGGGGAUGUGGCAGCUGGACGUGCCGCCUAACCAGAUCGUGGCGGUCAACGAGACGUUGUUCAGCUCUGGUGACUGUUUGAAACCGUGGAAGGGACACAUCGAAUCGUACGAUGGAGACAUGAACAUGUGGAAUGUUAUGGAUAAGUCGCACCUGCGAACUUGCAAUCCCCUUACUCAACGGGUAUAUCUCACUAUGGCGCCUAUUGGAUCUCGACUCUAUUUCUUGGGAGGGUAUCGGACGGCUGCGGAGCCAUCUCUUAUAAGAUCUAAAGUUUACAUGUUCGACACGUCAGUCGCGAGCUGUGAAUGGAUGAGUUUGGAGCCUAGUGAAGAAGAACAGAAGAAAGAGCUAUGUAGUCAUUGUUGUGUGGUUCGGAUUUCUUAGAAGAAAUCUUGAAUCCUUUGUAUUAUUGUCAAUCGGUUCGAACUAUGAUUGGUUCCGCAAUUUACAUAUGUAUCUCGAAAUAUAAACGACAAUGUUAUGUGGUUUUUCUUCUUCAUUUCCAGUACGAACAAACUAAGAGCUAUAGAUCUUGCUUUCCUCUAUCAAUACAAUAACAAAGGCAAGUUUUUGCAUAUGCUUUUGUGUAGACAUUUGGAAUCCGAUUUCCGCUUUCAACGUUAGCAUGUAGCUACAAAUUUAGUGAAUUGAUGUUCCCUUUGAUUUUCUUUUUCAUAUUGUUGAUCCUCCCAAGAUGAGUCUUGUUUGAUCGCAAUCCUAAUGAUCAUGUUUAGUUAGUCCCCGACACAAUGGAUUGAAACUUGCAAUGAUGAUGUUUUCUGGUCUAAGUGUAGAAUAGAGUUAGACUUUAAUUGAGUUGAGUUAGUAAUAGUAUAGGAUGUGACCCACUAAUAUAAUUGAACACACUUUGCAAAAUUAGAAAUGACAAUGUCCCGACUCAUUAUGUAAUUUAACUCUCAUUUGGGCCGGAUCCAAAUAGUUUACUUGGUUCGAGAUUAUUGUACACAGACGGACAAUAUUGACGGCUUAUUAACUACCUUUGACCUAAUCACACCUAUAAUAUUGGUUGUUGGCCUCAAGGAUCGAACCCAUGUUGUGAUGAAUGUUAUCAUCCCCACAUUAACACUAGAGCAGUCCAUUCGGGUUAUAUCCGUUUUAUUUUGGUAUCCAAUAGUAUGAGUCCAAUUUAAACCCAAACUAAAAAGUUAGUCAUUUAUCCGGCCAAAAGUAAAAUUACACAAAUCCAAUUUGAUCCAUAAUAAGUUGAGUUUGGGCAAUACCCAAAUAUUGAGUUCUUUUUGCCAUCUGGAUGCAAAAUCCUAACCCAUGAGAUCAUUGUCUAAGAGAGAACUUAAUUUAGCGACUUAUUCCAAAAGGCGUGAAUGCAUAUAAACAACAUCUUCUUGAUUAACUUCAUGAUGGAGUGGUACAAUUCCCUUAGACACCCACUCAAAUCAUAUCUAAUCCGUGGAUUUAAAGUUUGUGCAUGCCUGUUAUAUAUUGUGUUUAAAUUAAUUGCUAUUAUUUAUGACCAUGCGUUUCAAACACAAUAUAUUGAUCAUUACAAACUUUCACACAUAGCCAACUUGUCCACAAAUUAAAUCGCCAUUGUCCUCUUAAGAUACUUCGUUGCAUAUAUAUCUUGAAGAUCUUCAUCUUCAAUUGCAGAAAUGUUAGGAAUAGUUCUAUUCUAGUCCUAGACGUGCAAUGAUAAUGAGGGCCUUUUUCCUUUUGGUCGAGUUCCCAUUUCCCAAAGGCCGAAAAACAAAAGCCCAAAAAUCAGUGUGAGCACAACACCAUCUUCUUCAAGAAGACAGGAGCCCAGGACACACAAAAACAAUCCCAAUCUGGCCUACUUAAUUUCUAUCACUCAUUCUCUUUUUAUCAUGUAAAAGGUCUAUUCUCCAAGUGCAAGGUGGGACGAUAAAGAGGAAAAUGUUGGACCUAAGAAAGAACAGUAGGGUUACUUAUUGUUGAAGGGGUGACAAGUAGGGUUACCAACAGGCAACAACAUUUUAGUAAGUCUAGUGUUUGAAUCGUAAGUUUGAUUUUCUUUGUCCCGUCAAGAUGGUAAUUGCUCGUGACAAACCGGGUUUUGUGGUGUCACAAUAUACCAAGACACGAGCAAACCUCGUAUACCGUGACUCUUAUAUAUAAUUUAGAAGAAGAAGAAAGUAAGAGGGUGACGUAAUAAAUGUCUGACCAUAUAAGAAAACAAUUUAGAUGUC